CUACCUUCCUCAGCUCACACUCGAAACUGGCAGCAACCUGCGCCUUAGCAAAAAACAAGAAAAAAACAAGAAGACGAAGAAGAAGUCUGUUAGCAGGGCCGCUUUAAACAGGCUUAAUGCUGCGAUGAGGAGGCCCCUGUCAUGACAGCUUAUGUGGAGAUGUCUGGGAAAUCACCGCCUGCUGGACAACAGCAGGUGUCAAGACGUCACUCUGAAGUACCCAAUGAGGAUGCGGGCACAGUGAAGAUCCUCAAAGUGUGCUUCAUUAGCAACAGCUCCAACCUAGGCAAAAACUUUAAGCUUGUAAAAUGUGACAGCACAUGGGAAAUCAGGGCCAUUAUUCAGUCUAUCUUGGAAAGUGGACGGCUUGGUCCAAACAUCAAGAUCCCUGGCUGCUAUGGAUUGCGGCUAAAACACCUCAAAUCAGAUGAAGUGCACUGGCUCCACCCUAAUCUGACGGUGGGUGAGAUGGAGAAGAAGUAUGAGCAGCAGCAUGUUGAGGCAGAGUGGAGGUAUGACCUGAGAAUCCGAUAUAUCCCUGCUGAUUUCUUGGAGAAGUUAAAAGAAGACAGAACCACCAUGCUCUAUUUCUACCAGCAGGUUCGCAGUGACUACAUGCAGCACUGUGCCAGUAAAGUCAGUGAUGGGAUGGCCUUACAGUUGGGCUGCCUGGAGAUCAGGAGAUUUUAUAAAGAUAUGAAUGCCAGCGGAUUGGAGAAAAAAUCAAAUUUCGAAUUUUUGGAGAAAGAUGUGGGCCUUGAGUUGUUCUUUCCCCAAGAACUAAUCAACAGCAUGAAGCCAAAGCAACUCAGGAAAUUGAUCCAGCAAACAUUCCAGCAGUACUCAUCUCUAAAGGAGGACCAGUGCAUUAUGAAGUUCUUUGAGACUUUCUCAGUCUUCUCCAGUUUUGAUGAGGAAGUUUACCCUUGUGAGCUGGUGCAAGGAUGGAGUUUGGCUGUAGACCUUGUAAUUGGGCCUAAAGGCAUUUGUCAGCGCACUGACAAAAAUUCAGUGCCUGUCUGCCUAGCUGUUUUCUCACAAGUUCAAAGCAUCAAAUGCUCCCUUCAGAAUGAUGGAAAGGGUAUGUUACAUGUGGACAUAAAAGGAGCUAAGCAGCCUUUGACAGUCAACACAGCCUCAUUAGCAACUGCAGAGAACAUGGCGGACUUGAUCGAUGGUUAUUGUCGUUUAGAGAGUGGAAAGGACAUCUCUUUGUUGGUGAGACAAAAUAAAGAAGCUAGAAUUUCUCUACCUCCACUUCCCAAAAGUAGAAGUAAAGAAGGUACCUCUUCCUGUGGAAUGAACUCAGAUAUCUACGCAGAGAUACCAGAUGAAAAGCCAGACGCAACAGACAGGUACAGCAUUUCCCGAGAUGACAUCGUCCUUGGCCGGAUCCUGGGCGAAGGCUUCUUUGGAGAGGUGAAUGAAGGUGUUUACAAAAGCAAGACAGGGGAAAGAGUGAGUGUUGCAGUGAAGACAUGCAAGGACUGCGCAGCUGAUGUCAAAGAAAAGUUCAUGAGUGAGGCUGUAAUCAUGAAGAAGCUUGACCAUCCUCAUAUUGUGCGACUGAUUGGGAUUAUUGAGAAGGAUCCAGUGUGGAUUGUAAUGGAGCUUUACCAGCAUGGAGAGCUAGGACAUUACCUGAUCGAGAACCAGCACAAACUGACCAAUGUUACGCUCAUCCUGUACAGCCUACAGAUCUGCAAAGCCCUUGCUUAUCUGGAGGGUGUGAAUAUGGUACACAGAGAUAUUGCCGUAAGAAAUGUGUUGGUUGCUAAACCAGACUGUGUGAAGCUGGGUGACUUCGGCUUAUCCAGAUACAUAGAAGAGGAAGAAUACUACAAAGCCUCCGUGAGUCGAUUGCCUAUCAAAUGGAUGGCUCCUGAGUCCAUCAAUUUCAGACGAUUUACCUCAGCUAGUGAUGUCUGGAUGUUUGCCGUGUGUAUGUGGGAGAUCAUGAGUUGGGGUCAGCAGCCUUUCUUCUGGCUGGAAAACAAGGAUGUCAUCAACCAGCUGGAGCAGGGUGUGCGGCUGCCUAAACCUGAGCUGUGUCCUCCCACUCUUUACUCACUCAUGACCCGCUGUUGGACCUACGACCCCAGUGAGAGACCCCGCUUCACCACACUAGUGUGCAAUCUGAGCGAUGUUCACAAAAUAGAACAGGAGCAGGAAGUGGAGCAGCAGAGGGACAGAGCCCGUACUAUAAGGACAUCUUUCGCUGAGCCUCCACCCAAACCAUCAAGACAGAGACAGUUACCCACAAAUUUGAACACUAUUGGCCCAGGGUUACAGAUUCAGCUGCCCCCGUAUCUCUGUGCUAGUACACCUGCCCUUGCUAGGCCACCAGGUUUCCAAUCAACUCCUAUCUCCAGUGGCACACUGACCCUGCCUCUGUCCCCGAGACGCGGCAGCAUGGGGGAAAGGGACCGUGUGGUUGAGCCAGCCAGUAAAGAGGAUGCUCAGCGGCUAUGGGAGCUGGAAAGACUGUCCAUUCAGGACACUCUGAGGAAGCAGAAAAUGGAGAUGAUGGAGGACAACCAGUGGCUGGAGAAAGAGGAGAAACUGCUGGAUCCAAUGGUUCCAGAAGAUGCAAAACUAAAAACGGUGUCUGAACAGGAGACAGGCUAUGCUCAGUUUCGAGCUCCCCCGGAGAAGCCUCCCAGAGUGACCGCGCAGCCAGCUCCCACAGCAGAACUGGACCGCUCAGAGGAUCAGGUUUACCACAAUGUGAUGGAGAUGGUAAAAGUGGUGGUGCAGCUCAAGAAUGAUGUCAACACACUGCCACCCUCUGAGUAUGUUGGUGUGGUGAAGGCGGUGGGACUGACUUUGCGUAAUCUAAUCCACAGCGUAGAUGAAGUGCUCCCAAGCCUGCACGAGUCAAUCAGGACCGAGAUUGAAGGCACUCAGAAGCUGUUGAAUAAGGACAUGGCAGAGUUGAUCAGCAAGAUGCGGCUGGCCCAGCAAAACGCCAUCACCUCUUUGAAAGAUGAGUGCAAGAAGCAGAUGCUGACAGCAGCUCACACUUUGGCCAUGGACUCUAAGAACCUUCUGGAUGCUGUGGACCAGGCCCGCGUUCGAGCCAAUGUGGCAAAACCUAAACCUGCUUCUCCAGCAGAGUAGUAGAGCCACAUAUGCCAGAGAUCUGGAACAGGGGCUGUAGAUUGGCCUUUUUUGAAUUGUUCUUGCUAGAUAACAAAGAGAAGCUUUUAGUUUGUGGAAUAGUGUCUUUUAUGAUGCAUAGGUACAACCUUAUUUAUGUUUAUGUUUACUGAUAGAAAGCUGUGCUUUCUUUACAGAAUGUUUUAUAUAUUGCCUUUUUAAUUUUUAUUUGCAAACACAGACAACUGCUUGUAGGCAUUUCAAAAGUUUUUAUCAUCUGAACUGAGACUGUGAUCUUUUUGUCUUCUAUCACAUUUCAAAAAGACACGUCAUCUCCGUUGGCAAACGUAAAGACAGAUUUACAGAAAAGUGUAGCAUUUCUGUUCUGCAGUUUUAUAGUUGUUA
This is a messenger RNA of Colossoma macropomum (tambaqui), 3504 nucleotides long. It is a transcript of the gene ptk2ba, whose product is annotated as protein tyrosine kinase 2 beta, a. The record is from RefSeq and is a predicted model, not a curated record. Gene Ontology annotation, molecular function: ATP binding; protein tyrosine kinase activity. NCBI's taxonomy places the organism in Eukaryota, Metazoa, Chordata, Actinopteri, Characiformes, Serrasalmidae. Gene Ontology annotation, cellular component: cytoskeleton; focal adhesion. The transcript has 31 exons. Gene Ontology annotation, biological process: protein phosphorylation; signal complex assembly. Bases 142 to 3120 code for a protein of 992 amino acids.